GUUGAAAAAAGUGCUGGCGAUCUGGCAGCACUGCAACUCGGAAUUAGUUCAACUGAACUGAAUCUCGGAAUCAGAUAACAAUUACUCUUUUUUAGACUUUCCUCCAGGAAUUUCUAAUUCGCAAAUAAAAAUAAACAAUAUAGGGAGAGAGUUCUACCCAUUGCCAAAAAAAUUCAAGUACAGUGAUAGCGAUCACAGCGGAGAAAACGUGACACGGAGCACGCAUAAAGCUAUAAAAAACGCAACAUCGCGCCUUCGCCUCUGCCUCCGCUUCCACCUCCGCCGCCUCUGAAAUCUUCCAGAUCGAAUUGGAAACAUUCCAAACCCAGGAGCUCGUGCUUUGGAUACAGCCUGUGCAGGUCGCGUCGCUUGGAUUAUGUCAUUUGUUUAUGGGCCAGACGCGAGGAAUCCAAAACUGAAUGUUGCAUCCGCGAGAGGCAGCGAAAACCUGUAAAAAUGUAGACUGUGUGCGUGUGCUGGUGUUAGUGUUAGUGGUAGUGCUAGUGUGUGUGUGUGUGUGAGCGGAUAAUGGACGUAUAAAAAUACGCGUAGAUAUAGAUAUAGUUGAGAUAUAUGUGAACGGGCAGGCAAUAUCUGCGCCGCAUCAUAAUAUCUCCCACCCCCGUUUUUCGGGGCGCCAGCGAUGCGGCAGGCCCCCCACCCAGAGUCGCGACUCUAGUUAGCAGCCCCGUCAGCGUCUAGAUCUGGUGAAGAUCUCGAGGAUCGUCCAAUGGCCGCCUUCAAUGCCAGCGCCAGCAGCAGUGCCGCCGCCGCAGCCGCCGAUGUCUUGAGCGCCACGACCACCGCCACGUUCCUGGUGCCCACAACGGGAGCCACCCAGGCGGGAGCUAUUUCUGUAGCUGGCACCCCGCACCACCACCUGCAAUUGGACCAGUUCGGUGGCUACUCAGCGGGUCACCACCAUCAGCAGCAGACCAACUCCUCGUACACCUUUGUGCAGAUAAAACGGGAACCCUGCCAGGUGUCAGAGAUUAGUUCCAACAAUUGCCAUCAGCAGCAAUCGCCGCAUCAGGCGGCCCAUCCGUCACAGCCCCAUCUUCAGGGGUCGGUCACAGCGUCGGCCACUUCCAAGACCAUGUCUUCGUCCACCCUUACUACUCUCGUCAAGAUCGAGGCGCCAUCGCCGAAGGUUACAGACCUGGAGAAGUCCUCAAACAACUCCGUGCCCAUUGGCAUCGCCGUGGCUAGGAAACGGCCGCAGGAAGCCCUAGUGCCAGCGCUAAACCCUCCUGCCACUCUUCCGCUGCAGCCACCACUCAACAAGGACAUGAACUGCUUUGGCAUACGAGUCGCAGACCUCGGAGCCACCAGUUGCGGCAAUCUGUACUUUACGGGCAACGGCGACCUGAUGACCACCGGCAGCACCACCGCCGAGGAGCUGGCCCUGAACCGAGCACCCUCCACAUUUUGGCAGUAUCCAAAUGCAUUACCCAUUGAAUCAGUGAUUUCCAUGUCGCCCGCCACGGUGGGCCUGCAGUACUCCCGGGAGGCUAGCCGUGGACCGGUGGUCCUCCUGCCGGCAGCCCCAGCAGCGCUCGGCAUAUCAAAUUUUCCCCUCUUAACGCCCACAGAUCCGUUCCAGCAGGCAGCGGCUGCGGCGGCCUUCGUCUGGCCCUCGGCCUAUAUUCCCCAAGCGCCCACGGCCGGAGGUCCUUCCGCCGCUGCCGCUGCAGCUGCCGCCGCCGCCGCCGCCUCGUUGCAGCCGUCGCAGCCGAACCUGACCAGUCUGUCCAAUCUGCCCAACCUGCCCAACUUUAUAUUCCCCUCGAUGGGCAGCCACCAGACUCUGGGCACCACGUCCUCGUACGCGUCCCCCUUGCAGCUUUACCUGGCGGCAGCGGCCACGGCCACGGCUACCGGCAGCUCCACGCUGUGCCACCACAGUAAUCAGCAGACCAGCACCACCACCACCAACUCAACCAUCAACCUAAGUCUGGCGGCGGGAUCGGGCGUGACAAACACCUCGAACGCGGCCAGCAGUAUGAGUUCCACCAGCAGUCUCAGUGCCAGCAGUUCCCGCUUCGUCAGUGUGCCCUCCGCAAUGGGAUCGCUCCUCCUGCCGCCGGUACCACACAUGAAGCUGGAGGACUAUUCAGCACAACCGCCGUUGCCCCUGGCCCUGCCUCCCUUGGUGCCGUUGGAAGCUGCGCGAGACAAGGAGCAGGCUCUCAACCUAAUGCGCCUGCCCACGCCGCCUACCUCGGCCACCAUGGAACCUACGGUGUUGCCUCAGACAACGCCACAUCCGCUCUUCCAGGCAGGCCCGGUGGCCACGCCCACACCAGCGUUGCUGAAUCUCUCGAUGCACGGCGCCAGUGGCGAUCUGCCUGCUGCCACAACGAUGCCCGACGAGGCAGCCCUCAACUUCAAGCUGCAUGCUCCGUUGACGCCACAGACGCCUCCGCGACUGGCGGAGAUUGCCGGGAACACGGCGAUAGGGCCGCAGAUGCAGGAUGUGAAUAUUCAGACGGAUACGCCGGUCUGCAGCGAAGAUGAGAGCAUUCCGGCUCCGUGUACUGGCCUGAAACAGCAGGAGACUACUAUAGACGCCAUUUCCAGUGCCCCCUCCCUGAGCCAGCCCUUGGAACUGACCAAGCCCAGUGAAAACAGCCAUACCCAGACGAUACCGAACGAGUGCCAUACCCAGACGGAACCCAGUGACAUACCCAGUGCCAGCCAGGCGGAGUCAGCUGAGCAGACUCCCCCGGAUAACCAUGAAACGAUUCCACCUUCUCAAGCUGUUCCCGAGGAUCUUACCGGCUUGGAGCUGCUCUCCAACAUCAGCACCAAUAGCACGCCGCUGGUGCGGGUCAAGAAGGAGCCGGUGGACCAUGUGGAGCCCCAGCUACAGCCGGAGGAAUCUACGCCGCCAUCACCUCCUCCACCUCCUGUCCUGCAAAUGAAUCCGCCUGCGCCCACUCCGGAGCCACUUGGAGGGCUGAAGUUGUUGUGCGCUCUGGCGGAGCAGCGUAUCCAGGAGGAGGUGGUGCAGGGCAGCAGCCUCUUUGCUACGCCCUCUUCCAGAACUCCCACUCCCACGCCGCAGGCUCUAGCAGCGAAUGCGACGACGCCACCGGGGCUGGAGCCGAAGUCCUGUUUUGGCUUUGGAAUUCAGUCGGGAUCCGUCUUCCCCUCGUCCACGUCCUCCUUUCAGCUGCCAUUGAGCUCCCCAGGGUUUCCCUCGAUGCAGGGCAUCGAGCUACCCUCCACGUCCUCCGCAUCCAUCGCAGCAGGAGCUGUUGCCGACCUGACCCCCGUUAAGCGUAAGAAGCACAAACAUUCCAAGUCCUCGGGCAGCGACAGUCGAAAGUCCGCCCGCUGCAGCAAGAAGAGCAAAAAGAAGCGGCGCCACAGCAGCAGUCGCCAGGAGAGGCAGCUGUCCGCGGACGAGGAUGUGGACCUGCAGGACGAGCAACUGCAGGCGGAGCUGCGCAGCGCCCUCGGGUCUAUUGAUCCCAGCUAUGCGCAGCGCUUCGGCCAGGAGGUAUUCAGCAUAAUGGAUAAUAAUAUGCGGAUGCAGUUGGCUGCCAUCACGCGACAGUACCGUAAAAAGAAACGCAAGCUGGAUGAGAUUUCGAAGCACAAGAAGAAGAAGAAGUGCUCCAAGCAGCAGCAGCAACUACAACUUCAACUGGCGGUAGUGCAGCCACCGGUGCACCCAGCCCCGACGCUCCAACAACCGCAAUUGACGCUCGGAUCCACAUUGUCCAGCGUUCUUGGGACCUCAUCUCCGCUGCGCGACUACAAGUUUCCCAAGUUCUCGAGCAGUAAUCUUCAGGCUUCCAGCUUCUUGCGCUUUCCGGAGAAGACGCAUUCGUUUCCCCCACCACCGUCCCAGCAGCAGCCCACGUCUGAGCCCAAUUCCUUGCCAAUCAGCAGCAGCUCGCCCAGUACCUCGUCGUUCGUCCUCGAGCCCAGUGCCCUGGAUGCAGCUGCAUCUAAUGCGCCAACUACCUCCUCUCUAACCACCCCAUCAACGUCUGGUUCUCCGUCGUCAAAACAGGCGGGCUCUGCAACGCGCAAACAGCGAAAGCUGAAGGCCAGUGCCGCUGGCAUUGGAUCUGGAGAGCAGCCGACAUCCGCUCCGGAGGCGAAAAGGCGGGUUUGCGGUAUCGAUAGAGAGCUACAGCUGACAAGCGAGCACCUGUAUCGGGACGAGACCCGUGUCCUAACCGACAUGGGUGGCUUGUUCUAUGCUGGUGUGAUGAAACCACUGCGACCUCCAGACGUAUACUCCAUAACGCUGGAUGGAGAGAGAGGCAAUAAGUCGCAUGUGAUGUCGCGUGAGGAUAUACUCAAGGAUACGAUUCUCGAAGUGGCGCCCAAGAGCGUAGAUAGUGUUCCUGUCGGCACGCGGUUAUGUGCCUAUUGGAGUCAGCAAUACCGCUGCCUCUAUCCGGGACGUGCUAUUGAGUCGGAGCAUACCGUGGAGGGAGCAGUCAGUUCGGGGAAUGCAGCCACAACAGCGCCAGACUUUGUGAGCGUGGAGUUCGAUGACGGCGACAGCGGCAGGAUCCGCUUACAGAACAUCCGUCUGCUGCUCAGCGAUUAUCCCAUAGCUGAGUACAACGAUAAUCCCCUCUACUCAGUAGGCAAGCAGAAGCGCGGGCCUCUGCGGAGCGGUGAGAGUGGCAUUGCCGGCUCCUCCCAGGAGCAAUUAAGUGUGCCCGGCUGCGAAGACUCGCACAGUCACCACAGCCUGGGCAUGAGCAGCGACAACACCACCUCGCUAGCCGCCACCAUGGAGCUGUUUACGCAGCGCAGCGAAAAGAAGCGCCUGAAAAAGAGCCUCAAGAAAAUGUCCAAGUCGCAGAAUGGAGCCAAUCUUGCCACAUCCAUCAAUGGUGGAACUGAUCCAGCUGUCAACGGCGAUGGCGUGGUUGCGGAGGAUGCAGCCCGCAAGCAUCACAAGCACAAGAAGCGCAAAAAGCACAAGAAGCACCACCGCAAGAAUGGCAGUGAGGAGCCGGAACAACAGGUGGCCCUGCCAGAUUUCCCAGCGGCAGCUCAGGAAAUUCCAGAGGCUCCUGCGGCAGAGUUGACUCCAGCCACAGUCCCGGCCACCAACCGCGUCAAGGUGGAGGUGAAAGUCAAAACAGAGCAGUUGGAUAUGGAGGAGGAAACCGCAUCCAAUCUGAUGUCGGAGAUAUCCGACGAGGCCAAGGGGGAGGAUCUGGUUGAACAUAACAACUCCAAGGGAAGCAGCAAAAUAGCUGCCUUCCUGCCGGAGCGACAGCUCUGGGGUUGGUGUGGCACCGCCUACAGGAAGGCGGGCGUCAAAGGACGUGCCAGAAAGCAAUUUUACAAAACAAUCAAAAGGGGAAAGGAAACUAUAACGGUCGGGGACAGUGCAGUAUUUCUGUCGACGGGCAGGCCAGAUCGUCCCUAUAUUGGGCGAAUUGAGUCCAUGUGGGAGACUACCACGGGUAACAAGGUGGUGCGAGUGGCGUGGUUUUACCAUCCGGAGGAGACGACCGGCUGUCCAAAGUUAAAAUAUCCGGGUGCUCUGUUCGAGUCGCCGCACGAGGAUGAGAACGAUGUCCAGACCAUUUCGCAUCGGUGCGAGGUGCUGCAGUUCGGCAGCUACUUUGACAAAUUCGGUGCCGAUUCGAAGCAAUAUCAAUCCAUAUACGAUAACAAUGAUACAUAUUAUUUAGCCGGGCACUAUAACCCAAGGUUACAAGUGCUAAAACUACAAGACGAUAUUCCAACUCUCGAAGAGCUGCAGGAUACAAAUACUACUACUACAACAACUACUACCGAGGAUUAAGCGGAAAGAGAAUAGGCGCGGUUAGGUAUAGUGCAUACAGAUCUAUAUAUAUACAAUAUAUAUACAUUAUACAUAUAUUUUACUAAACGAGAUCGGACGGAGCAGAUAUAUACCUAUAUGUAUACAAAUAUUAUUUCUAUAUAUUUUAAACGUAUUAUGUAUUUCGGAAACAACAUAAACAAAAUUUUAAUGUAAAAAAAAGGACAUGAAGCGUUAUAACGAGAGAGAGAAAAAGGAACUAAGCAACAACCACUAAAUUAAUGUGUAGUUACGUGAAGCGCAAGCAAUUUUAUGUGUAAUUUUGUAAAAAAGUAAAAACAAAAAAGAGAAAGAAAACUAAAAAUAUGCGCGUUGAUGACGACAAAGUUGAUUCACUCAAAGUUCAGCAAACUUUACAAAAGAAAUGUGUGCUUCUUAUAUCCCCUACUACCUUCAAACACAACACAAUACAAGACACAACCAAUCACCCAAAAUCAACACAGUCCAGAUAUUUAGAGCCCCAGCUAUAGAUACAGAUAAAGAUACAGAUCGGAUAGAUACGGAUACGAUGGGAUACACUUGUUACUGUACGUGUAUACCAGCAUGUUUCAGAUGAAAUUUAAAACGUGUUUUAAAGAUUUUAAGCAGGCAGAAUGCAGCAACUACUACUAUAAAUGUAACAAUUCAAUGUGAUAGCAAAACAAAACCAGAUGUUGAUGUGUACAGAGGACAGAAUAAGUAUAGAUGAUAAAUAAGAGAGAGAUCAAGAAAAUUGUGUGUGUUGAAUAUUUACAGCUCGUUUAUUCAAGAAGAACAGCAAAGUAUAAAUCAAACCUAUCUUUAAUUAUGUACAUCAAUAAACUUGCCGGAUAUAUUGAAA
Drosophila ananassae is the source of this 6650-nucleotide messenger RNA. RefSeq names its product protein winged eye (gene wge). The transcript has 11 exons. The coding region runs from base 731 to 5791 and encodes 1686 amino acids. NCBI's taxonomy places the organism in Eukaryota, Metazoa, Arthropoda, Insecta, Diptera, Drosophilidae. Gene Ontology annotation, molecular function: chromatin binding. The record is from RefSeq and is a predicted model, not a curated record.